UUAUAUAUAUUAUUCAUAUUUAUUUAUUUGUUGUAAAAAAAAGAGAGGAAUUUAAUCCAUUUUCAUCAAAAUCAAAAUUCACCACCACCAGGAGGGAUUUUUCUGGGCUGUAAUUUUCGGGAAGAAGCGGUUAUGGAAAUCUCGAAUUUGCCGGAAAAUCAGAGUGCUUCCGCGGGGAACAGGGAGAGUGGAGAGAGUGAUGGAGAGGAGGAGAGACCGAGAGAGGAAGAGGGUGACCGGUACUCUGUUGGCAACCGGUGGCCGCGGCAAGAGACUUUGGCUUUGUUGAAGAUAAGGUCUGAGAUGGACGUUGCUUUUAGGGAUUCUGGACUCAAGGCUCCUCUCUGGGAAGAAGUUUCCAGGAAAUUAGCUGAGCUGGGAUACAACAGAAGCUCCAAGAAAUGCAAGGAGAAGUUUGAGAACCUUUACAAGUACCAUAGGAGGACCAAAGAAGGUCGAUCGGGCCGUGCUAAUGGCAAAAACUAUCGGUUUUUUGAGCAAUUAGAAGCAUUAGAGAAUCACUCCAUGGUGGCUGCCUCAGUAAAUCCAAUAAGUUUUAUCCAAAAUGUUAUUCCAAGUUCUAUGCAAAACCUCAGUGCGAAUUCCAUUGACACCUCAUCUACACCGGUCACAUCUUCAAGUAAAGAAUCUGGAGGUACGCAUAGGAAAAAGAGAAAACUGAGUGAGUUUUUUGAGAGAUUGAUGAAGGAAGUCUUAGAAAAGCAAGAGAAUUUGCAAAGGACCUUCAUAGAGGCAAUGGAGAAGUGUGAACAGGAUAGGAUAUUGAGAGAGGAAGCAUGGAAGAUGCAGGAAUUGGAGAGAAUUAAGAGAGAGCGUGAGCUUUUGGUUCGAGAACAAUCUAUUGCAGCUGCAAAAGAUGCGGCUGUUCUUUCUUUUUUGCAGAAGUUUGCGGAGCAAGCGACCUCAACACAUCUACCUGAGGACCAAACAACUCUCCUAGAGAAAGCUGGGGAGAGGCAGUUUACUUUUAAUGGCGAUGAUUUUACCCAAGGCAAUAGUAAUGUUGAGAAUCUUAGGCAACUUAAUGGUAAUGGUGACAGUUUCAGUCAUAUAGGUUCGUCCCGGUGGCCUAAAGAUGAAGCUGAAGCUUUGAUUAGGCUGAGGACUAAUCUUGAUAUGCAGUAUCACGAUAAUGGGCCUAAAGGUCCUCUAUGGGAGGAGAUAUCCGUAGCCAUGAAGAAGCUUGGCUAUGAUAGAAGUGCGAAGAGGUGCAAAGAGAAGUGGGAGAAUAUGAACAAGUACUUCAAGAAGGUAAAAGAAAGUAAUAGGAAGAGAGCUGUUGACGCGAAGACAUGUCCAUAUUUCCAUCAGCUUGAUGCCUUAUAUAGAGAAAAGUCUCAUCAGAUUGAUGGUUUGUACACUGAGAAGACUAAGAAGGUGGUCAAUUCAAUUCAUGCUGGUUAUGAAAUGAGGCCUGAGGAGCUUUUAAUGCAUAUGAUGGGAGCACAAGAAGACCGGCAACAGCAGGAGCCAGCAGCAGGCGAGGGCAUAAAAAGUGAAAAUGCUAACCAGAAUCAGCAAGAAGACAAUGGAGAAAAUGAAGACGAAAAUGAAGAUGAAGAAGAAGAAGAUGCUUAUCAAAUUGUCGCCAAUAAUGCUAAUGCAAUGGCAGUGAUGGAUUGAUCAAACCAGAAGCUGAAAGUAUUUUUGAGAGCUGAAGUGAGUUUGCCUCGGCCUUGGUCGCUGCGAACUGCUUCAUGGUUUUCCGGGUCAGAGGAGUUUUGACAAGUUUAUUUUUGACCAACAGAAAGCUAUCUACUUGAAGAUGGACUUCUAUAGUAAAAAAAAAUCAUCAUUUGUUAAACAGACGUCUGUGUUAUAUACUGUGUAUGUGGAAGAGAUUACAACAAGGAGGCUGUAUUAUGUAUGUAAUAUAGAACACUGUUGUUUUCACCUUUUGAGAGUGCACCUGCGUGUGUUAAAAAGUUGAAAAUCAUAGUUGCUUUUUGUAGUUAACAUCAAGUCACUUUGUGCGUUCAGCAUUAAUGCUAAUGAUGCAAUGAAGACCCUGAUGCUUUUCUUUUAAUAUGAUUCACAUAAUAAUAUGAUUGCGAAGAACAGUAUUUGUAAUCA
Molecule: messenger RNA, 2094 nt
Organism: Tripterygium wilfordii
Lineage: Eukaryota; Viridiplantae; Streptophyta; Magnoliopsida; Celastrales; Celastraceae
Product: trihelix transcription factor GTL1-like
Exons: 2
Coding region: 133-1644 (503 amino acids)
Source: RefSeq, a predicted model, not a curated record